AGAGGCGCGCCUCCGGCGGCCGUUGGAAAAUGGCGACGGUCGCCGAGCUGAAGGCUGUUUUAAAGGACACCUUAGAAAAAAAAGGUGUAUUGGGGCAUUUAAAAGCAAGAAUCCGAGCUGAGGUUUUUAAAGCUCUAGAUGAUGAACGUGAACCGCGACCACCAUUGUCUCAUGAAAACCUUCUAAUUAAUGAGUUAAUUCGGGAGUAUUUGGAAUUCAACAAAUAUAAGUAUACCUCGUCUGUCCUGGUAGCAGAAUCUGGUCAACCUGUCGUUCCACUGGACAGACAAUUUCUCAUCCAUGAGUUGAACUUAUUCGAAGAACCAAAGGGUAACACAGUGCCUCUGCUAUAUGGGAUCUUAGCUCAUUUCUUGCACGAGUCUAAGGAUGGCAUCCGGAAUGCAUUUUUGAAAGGAUCUUCUCCUCAGCUUCCAAGCCCCAAUUUUAGCAGACAACAGAGUAGAAGAAAGCAAAUAGAGGAUCUCCUGGGAACCGGGACGGAGAAGCACGGCGGUGUUCAAGACCUCCCUGUUCCUCAAGCCGUGAGGAGAUGACACAUCUACUGGGGCGUCUUUUGGCUUAAUAUUGCAUGUAUGAGAUAUGAGAUACCUUAUUUAUUGUUUUAUUGUUCCAUUGUCAUCAAAAUGUGCCACUGAUUUAUGUGUUUUGUAGGAAUGUGAGUUUGUGCACGACACCUAGCCCUUCAGUUGUUUCUACCAUUGUUAAUAAAAGCUGUCCUCUAGCCUCAUGGGCUUGAUCAGAUCUGAAAUAUGUUCUUUUUAGGGAAUAUCUGAAGGCUCCCAAGCACCAACAACAGAUGUGUGAGAAACGAAAGAGCAUUUUUGUACCCAGUACGUUCUUCUGAAAAAUAAUUACGAGUCUGGGUCGCCAUGGGCCCUGCAUUCCUUCAGCUAGAAUGAUGUAGGUAGGCAGGAAAAAACGCCACUGCUUAAACAACUAAACAAAACACCUAACACCAAAAACACAUUUGUAAUCCGUAUAAAAUGUGUGUGUGUGUGUGUGUGUGUGUGUUUUAACUAGCUAUUUUCCACAUAACCAUUUGUUUAGGUAGACUGUCUAAAUGACAGUCUAAAGUUGAACUUUGAAACUAGAAAACAAUGUCCUUUUUUUUCUCAGACCAUUUUGGUUUCUGCAGGAAGAUUUAAUUAAAAGUUUGAGAAAGAAAUAAUUCUUUUAAUGCUGCUGUAAGUAAAAGAAAGCUGAUUUUAUCACCUAAAGAAUGGGAAAUAAGCAUGAAGAGACAAGCUUUGGGAGGGAUACCAAAAGUAUCUUUUAAAAGGUGGCAUUGCUUCACCGCCACGCGGCCUUGUCUUGUGCAAUGACCAGACGAGCUAGGAAGGGCCAACCCCGACUUAUUUGGGCUCUUAUUGAACUUCACCUUUACUCUUGGACGAGAACAAUUGUCAGAGCCGUUACAAUGCGCUCUCUCAAAUGCUACGUUGAUGUUUAUUGAAGAUGUUUUUCGAACGUAGACUCAUUGCACUGAAAACAUCUGACCGUUAAAGUAGACAGUGCCUGAUUAGCAAGACAGCUGUGGUAUGUUCAGAAUAAAACUCUGCACAGACACCAGUAGGCUGACAGCAUUUCCCGUCAGUGAUUUUCCACAGUGGGGAGUGAGAAGGGUGGUAGUGAACGUGUUUGUCCGCAAAGGAGGCUGAAUCUGUGCAGACUUUGAUGAUACAAGAGGAACCCUUAAGCCAGAGGACUUUGAGAGGCACUGCUGGUGAUCAAAAAGCCAUGUACACACUGACGUCUUAUAAGGGCACAUUUCCAUUUUUGAAUGAAAUAUGUAAUAUCUCUUUAAAAUUUGAAUGUCACUCUUGUAUGUGGGACCAUAAAUAACCGAGGGCUUGGUUUACAUUCAGAGAUGUUGGCAGUGGACACUGGCUUACCUCAGGCACGGCCAUCAGGCAGGACUAGAUUCAGAAGCAGGCUGGAGUUUAUCAUUUCAGUCACCGAUAGAAAAUCCUCCAGAUGAAAAGCUAAGCAAAUUGUCACAUGUCGUCUGAAGUCCUUUGUAUGCAUGAUUCCGUCACUCGUUUGUACCUCGGUGAUUCUUAUACUGUAAAUCUAUCAUUUAAUAAAGACUUUUGUUAACGAA
Messenger RNA from Echinops telfairi (small Madagascar hedgehog), 2122 nucleotides. It is a transcript of the gene CEP20, whose product is annotated as centrosomal protein 20. Gene Ontology annotation, molecular function: protein binding. Gene Ontology annotation, biological process: cilium assembly; microtubule anchoring. Gene Ontology annotation, cellular component: motile cilium; centrosome; ciliary basal body. The coding region runs from base 30 to 554 and encodes 174 amino acids. The transcript has 5 exons. The record is from RefSeq and is a predicted model, not a curated record. NCBI's taxonomy places the organism in Eukaryota, Metazoa, Chordata, Mammalia, Afrosoricida, Tenrecidae.